AACCCUUUCACCACCCGGAGGGGUGGGCAUCGUUACCUCUUUCUGUGGGUGAGAAGACCAAGGCCCAGGGUAGUUCGGUUCAGACUCAAGGUCGCACAGCCAGGAAAUCAAGUUUGAAUUGGGACCCAGGUCUGUGGGAAAUCCAGAGUCGCCCCCUUUCCCCUACCUACAAGCGCUCCCGCGCCCCCCAGUCUAGAAGCCAGUGCUUCCCCCGACUUCCCACCCCUCCCCUCCCUCCCUUUCUAUUCCCCAAACGCCGCCUGGGCCAAGGCCGCGCGCACCGGGGCUGGGCCGGACCUCUUUAUCUUACUGGGGCGUGUUCUCCUCAGCUCGCCGCACGGAUCUGCCACUGGAGUGCCCCUAGGACCUGCGGGUUCGCCCCGGACUCCAGCCGGCAGAGCGCGGACGGGGAAAGCGCCCAGGCACCGGUGGGGCGGGUGCGCUGGAGAGCGGGGAGCGUGGAGGCGCGUGGGCGGGAGCGCGGGCCCCCGGGAGCCGCCCGGGACCCACGCAGCGCUCGCCCGUGCCUGCCGCUCCCGGCCCCCGCCCCCUCGGUGGUGGCUAGCUCUUCGCUUCUCCGGCUCGGAACCCGACACAGUCUCCGCGGCUUCCCGGCGCCGCCGCGCGCUGCGGGCUCCCAGAAACCGCCCCGCGGGCUCCGGCUGCUUCCUGUCCCCAGCGCCGGCACUGAAGGGGCGCAACGCGGCCACCAACCCGGAGGCGCUUGAGGCGAGAGGGGUCCCCGCGCGAGCUGGGGCCCCGGCGCAGCUCACGGUGAGCGUCCCCCAGGGCUUGAGGAUCCCGUAGCCACGGGUACCCUCGCGCUACCCCCGGGUGCCCGAUGGGGCCGCCCGGGGGGCACGGGGCUGAAGUUGGGAGCGCACGCAGCUCACCCCCGCUGCGGAGUCCGACAUGCUGCUGCCGGGGCGCAACGGCACCGAGUGGUUCGGGCAGCAGCAGCCAGCUCCGGGAGGCGCCCUGGGGGGCUCGGAGGAGGCGGCACCACUGAGGCCCGCGCAGGUGGUCACCGCCUGCCUCUUGACCCUGCUCAUCAUCUGGACCCUGCUGGGCAACGUGCUGGUGUGCGCGGCCGUCGUGCGCAGCCGCCACUUGCGCGCCAGGAUGACCAACGUUUUCAUCGUGUCUCUGGCGGUGUCCGACCUCUUCGUAGCGCUGCUGGUCAUGCCCUGGAAGGCUGUCGCUGAGGUGGCCGGUCACUGGCCCUUUGGGGCCUUCUGCGACGUCUGGGUGGCCUUCGACAUCAUGUGCUCCACCGCCUCCAUCCUGAACCUGUGCGUCAUCAGCGUGGACCGCUACUGGGCCAUCUCGAGGCCCUUCCACUACCAGCGCAAAAUGACCCAGCGCGUGGCCUUGGUCAUGGUCGGCCUGGUCUGGACCCUGUCCGUCCUCAUCUCCUUCAUCCCAGUCCAGCUCCAUUGGCACAGGGACAAGACAGGCUCCUGGGGCGAGGUGGACCCGCCGCCCACCCUGGCCAAUGGGACGCCCUGGGAGGAGGCGGGGGAGCCGGAGGUGCAGGCAGAGAACUGUGACUCCAGCCUGAACCGGACCUACGCCAUCGCCUCCUCGCUCAUCAGCUUCUACAUCCCCGUGGCCAUCAUGAUCGCGACCUACACGCGCAUCUACCGCAUCGCCCGCAUGCAGAUCCGCAGGAUUUCCUCCCUGGAGAGGGCCGCGGAGCAUGCGCGGAACUGCCGGAGCCCCGCGGUCCCUACGCCCGGUGCCAGCCUGCGGGUAUCGAUCAACGCGGAGACCAAGGUCCUUAAGACCCUGUCGGUGAUCAUGGGGGUCUUCGUGUGCUGCUGGCUGCCCUUCUUCAUCCUGAACUGCCUGGUCCCCUUCUGCAGCGCACACAAGGGGGGCCCUGGGAGGAGGUUCCCCUGCGUCAGCGAGACCACCUUCGACGUCUUCGUCUGGUUCGGCUGGGCCAACUCCUCCCUCAACCCCAUCAUCUACGCCUUCAACGCUGACUUCCGGAAGGUGUUCGCCCAGCUCCUGGGGUGCGGCCGCCUCUGCUCCCGAACCCAGGUGGAGACGGUGAACCUCAGCAUGGAGUUCAUCUCCUCCAACCAGGACACUGUCCCCCACGAGGAGAGGGCGGCUGCCCACAGCCACAUGAUCCCCAACGCGGUGACCCUGGGGGACAGGGAGGUGGACGAGGUGGAGGGGGGCCCUCUGGAUCGCCUGGCCCAGAUCUCCAGGGCGCCCCCGGAUGGUGACCCUGCCGCCAGGUCUGCCUGGGAGCUGGACUGCACGGGGGAGAUUUCAUUAGGCAAGACAAUGCCUUUCACCCCGAGUGGAUCCCAUUAAACAACGUAAGACAUGCCCUUCGUGGAUCUACAGAACCGCACAGACCGAAAGGAGCAUGCGGAACACGGCCGUGGCCGGGCGGCGCGGCUGGUUAGAGCGCCGUCCUGUGGGCCAGGGUUGCAGGCCCCAUUCCGGUCAGGGCACGCGCGGGAAACAGCCAACGAAUGCAUUGUAUUCGGAGCAACACAGCGAUGUUUCUCUCUCUCUCUCUCUCUCUCUCAAGUCAAUUAAAGAAACUGUUAAAAAAAAGGAGCAUGUGGAGCACACGCACUCGCGUGUGCCGUGUUGCUCAUCUCCCCCCCCCCACCCCCCCGGGUGUCGGUUGGAGCCUCUGUGCUCAGGAGGCUCCCCCACUCGGUGUGCGGCUGCAGGAACCGGCAGGCGCCGUUGUUGCGAACUCAGUCGCACGCACCUCCGCCUGCCAGCUGCGGACCAAUGGUCCUUUCAGAGGUACUGUUUGGGUCUUAAAAAGAAAAAGAAGGAAAAGUGGGACUCGGCCUUUACAAACUAUACUCCGCCCUCCCCUUUUAGGCGAACGGAUGGCUUUUCCGGCAGCGGGCUCCGCGUGCGCGUGCUGUGCUGAUGGGGCGGGUGGCCCUCCCCUCCCUCGCGCCCUGCGGCCGGAGUGCACGCAGCAUCUGCUCUGCGUGCCUCACCCACAGCCGAGGAACCUUCCUGACCCGCUCUGGGUGCAAUAAACACCAACUGUGCGUGCGAUGGGCUGAUGACCUCUGCUUUGGCCAGGCCGGCUUGGAGGCUGGCUGCCGGAGGAAUCACGAAGCGUGAUCCUUCCGAAGCUGGGAAGGUGUCCCGGAAACACACGCUGGUUUUCCUUACAGACAGCUCGGCCCUUAAGGCGCCCUCGGGGCCGAGGGACCUCGGAGAGCUUUCGAUGUCUCGGAAUGUUUCUUUAUGAGACGCAUACAUCUCGAGUCUCUGCUGAAAGCAGCUUCAGGGCCGUGGCGCGUCAACUGUGGACGUGGCAAGGCUGGGCUUCUCAUGCUUUUUUUUUUUUUCUUUCUUUCUGGGUUGGCAGCUUCUUUUUAAAAUGAUACAGCGCAGAACCAUUCUUCGAUUCCCACGCAGUUUCCGUCAGUUCCGUGAGAAGAUGGUCUGGAACGAUAACCAGACCUUUCUCCACCUCGUCUGCCGUGUUGUGGAGUUACGUGGCUUUUGAUUAACCACGCUUCCCGAAGGACUUUGACGUGUGUGUGCUGAUAAGCUUUAGGCAACAAAACCCGUUUUUUUUUUAUACGGGAGCUUUUAUUUGUAGACAACAAGAAAUGAGGGGACGCAUUUUAACGAAAAAGGAGGAGGUAGAGGUGACAUGUGAGUGAACCGAGAACUGGAAGAUCUGGUGAGCGAGGUGCUCCCCCAAAUGCACUUCCUCCGGAGCCAGGCCCGCUGAGCGUGGCUCGCGCCCAUCAGACCUAAAUGCGGGCGUUGUUAAUGGAAGUGCACGAGAUGUUGACCGUGGAAUUUCUUGCAGGCGGCGUGUACUUUGGAGCAGGCUCAUCAAGGGCAGCUCGAUCAAUCUGGCUCUCUUUCAGGAUAACUUUAUUGCCUGGCUCCUGAGCAGCUGUGUCCUCCUGUUCACUGGGAAAUGCGCGGUGCCCGGCCCCUAAUGCCUAAUAAGUAUUUGCUGAAUGAACAGCUGACUAUUUCUGGAACGGGGAGAGGGAAAGCAAACCCCAUUUGGUACCUUAGUUUCCGUAAAUGACUCGGUCAAACUGACGUGGGAGUCUGAGGUCUGUGUUCCGUGUUUGGCCUCUUGUGAACCGAUGGCUGAGUGCACCAUUAGGGAAGCACGGGGCCAGCGCCCAGCGCCCUGCUCCACGUUUCAGGGCGUGGAGACGGCUGUGUGACCUUGAAUGACUCGGCCAGUCUCUCCGGGCCUCAGGUUCUGCCUGCGCCUGUAAACUGAAAGACCGACCCUGUGUGUUUCCCCCAUUGUGCUCCCCUCCGCAGCUGCUCAGGGUGGGUCUGGGGCGGCACAGCGGGCCCGGUGUCUGUUUUCUCCACGGGGCUUCUCGGAGCUUUCCCUGUGCGUCAUGAAACCGCAAGCAGGAGGCAAUUCUGCAUUGUUUCCCCGAUGUCUUUGACCUUGCGAACCCUUGUUAAAGGUGGACUUCCUUCUUCCUGGCUCCCAGGAGGCUGCAAUGUCAGGGAACACAGCCUGAGAAAUCCCCGUCGACCAGGAAGUCUCUAAAAUACAGCCGUUCCAGAGAGGCUGUGAGAAGCAAAGUCUUUCGUGGGAAUGUUCUAGACCCCAGUUCAGAUAAUCUCUGUGCCAGGAACGAUGAUGGGUCAGGGGAGGACUUUGGAGACCCCUUCUGCAAGAUAUCAUUCUCUAUGGUUAUUUACAGCUACUACGUGCUGGGUGUUCGUCACACGCUCUGGUGUGCUGGAACUUCCCUUCUAGUGGGGGGACAAGCAGAGGCACCCCGCUCUGCUACGGAAUCUGGGGUGUCCCGCCAGGCGGUGAUAGCCGAGAGCCGCUGGCCCAGGAACAAAUCCCGGGGUUACAGCUAGGUGAGUGUAGUGAUGAAGCUACUAUUUAUUUAGGGUGGUCCAGGAGGGCCUCUCGGAAGAGGCGUGAGGAAGAGAGACCCAGAGGAAGAAGCGAGGUCGGAGCAAAGCUUGUGUCCAGGCAGAGGGAAUGGCGUGCGCCAAGGCCCGGGGUGGGGCGGCUUUGGCACGCCCAGGGGAAGAGAAAGGCGGCCUGUGUGGCUGGAGGGCUGUGCGAGGUCGGCGCUGAAAUGGCAGGCUCUCUGCAGACCCCUCCUGUGCCGGGGGGCCCCUCCUGUGCUGGGUGCCCCUCCUGUGCUGGGUGCUGCUUCCACGCCACAUGGCUUAUGCUUGCAGCCCCGGGUGCAGGCAUUCUGAUCGCCCCAUCCCACAGGUGAGGAAAUGGAGGCACCAGGAGGCUCAGUCACCAACCUGGGGUCACAGAGCUCAUGAGGGGCUGAGCCGGACUUGAACCUGGGCAGCCUGGCCAUGGAGUCUUUAAGCUGCCCAGCGGUGGUGAGAGGGGGGCUGCCCUGGCACCCCCAGGCAGCAAGUGCAGAGUGCCUGGGCCAGAAUGUUCCCUGUUCACGGUUUAGCUAGCUGGUUACUGUGGUGUCCCUCUGUCCGCAGGGGAGCCCACCUUCUCUGUGCACCUGCACUGAGCGCUCCUUUGUGGGGAGCACAGGCAGCAGAGGGCCGUGGGCGAGGGCCCGGGUCCUGAGCCCUUCCGUGGUGGCCAAGCGCUGUCCUGAUUCUUGUUGGGUCCGCACAUCAACCUCAGGUGCCAUUAUUUUUCCAUGUUGCAGAUGAGGACAGCGGGGUUCCGCGAGGGUAAGCGGCUUGCCCAGUGUCCCACCACUAGGAGGCGGUGGAAGCAGGGGUUACACCUAGGCCGGUGGUUCUCAGGUGGGGUGAUUUUGGCCCCCAGGGGACAUUUGGCCAUUUUAGGUUGUCACAGCCGAGUGUGGGACGCUCCUGCCAUCUAGUGAGUAGUGGCUGGGGGUGCUGCCAGACGUCCCACGGUGCCCUGAGAGGGCUCGAGCCAGGUGACCGGCGUCCAGGCCCCCGCUGCCUGUCCACAAAGCCACGCUGCCGGGGCUUUGAGACUCCACAGCCCCGCAAGUGAAAACCACGAUGAGAUCCCGCCUCGCGCCUGUCAGGAUGGUGCCCUCAGUAAGCCAACAAGCAAGCGCUGGCGAGGACGCGGAGAAAGGGGACCCUCAUGCACGGUUGGUGGGAACGCAGGUGGGUGCAGCCAGUGUGGAAAGCAGUAUGGGGUUAACCUCAAGAAAUUAAACAUGAAACUGCCUUUUGAGGCAGUGAUUCCACUUCUGGAAAUAUAUCCACAGAAACCUGAAGCGCUAAUUUGAAAGAAUGCAUGUGCCCCUUUGUUCAUCGCGGCAUUAUUUACAAAGCCAAGAUUUGGGAGCAGCCCAAGUAUCCUUCAGCGGAUGAGUGGAUACAAAAUCUGUGGUGUGUUUGCACAAGGGAAUAGGACUCAGCCAUAACAAAGGAGGAAAUCUUACCCUUUGUGGCAGCGUGGACGGACAUGCAGAGCAUUAUGCUAAGUGAAAAAAGCCAGUCAGAGAAAGACAAGUACCAUGUGAUUUCACUCGUAUGUGGAAUCUAAAGAACAAACUGAACUAACAAGCAAACUACAGACAGACUCACUGAUAGACAGCAGGCUGGCCACUGUUGAGGAGGGUGGUGGUGUGGAGGGGUUGAGCAAAAAAGAAAACAGAGAAAGAAUUCACGGACACAGACAACAGUGUGGUAUUUGCUGGAGGGGGGAGGGGGAGAGAAAGGGGGAGGAGGGGUAAAUGGUGAUGGGCAGAGACUUGACCUGAGCGGGCGAGCACACGGCGCAGUGUGCAGAGGACGUGUUGUCGGAUCGUGCACCUGAAACCUGCGUGAUUCUGUGAACUAGUAAAACCCAAACUCCACAGCCCUGAGCUCAGGUGUGAACCCUCCGCGCCCCCUAGUUUUAGUGGAAUGUGGGCACCUCUCUGGCUUUAGUUUUUCCAGCUGAGAAAUGCACACACCAACCCCACAGGUUUGGGCAAAGAUUCAAAGUGAAUAUAACACUGAGGUUAA
Messenger RNA from Phyllostomus hastatus (greater spear-nosed bat), 6930 nucleotides. It is a transcript of the gene DRD5, whose product is annotated as dopamine receptor D5. Gene Ontology annotation, molecular function: G protein-coupled receptor activity; dopamine neurotransmitter receptor activity. The coding region runs from base 913 to 2328 and encodes 471 amino acids. The record is from RefSeq and is a predicted model, not a curated record. Gene Ontology annotation, biological process: adenylate cyclase-activating adrenergic receptor signaling pathway. Gene Ontology annotation, cellular component: plasma membrane. The transcript has a single exon. Lineage: Eukaryota; Metazoa; Chordata; Mammalia; Chiroptera; Phyllostomidae.